UAAGGGGCUACGGGACGCAGUUAAUUUUCCACGAGUCAGACAUUGUUUACAAUCCGUCGCGGUGAGGUGUGCUCUGCCCACCACACAUGCUAGCUGUUGUUAAAUCCCAGUAUAUUUUUUAUGGUUCUUUUUCCAAGAUGCUGUGUACGGCAGAUUUACAAGCUCGUCUUGGAAGAAGAUGCGGGCGUGGGCGUUAGUUUCGUCGUGGUUGUUGGUGUGUGUGUGGGCGUUGUGUCAUGCCUCUUCACCCAUCAGAAUCUCCGUGUACGGAUUCCCUGCUCCUCCAGGCUACGGCAGGAGGCUGCCACCGGAGAUCUCUCAGACUCGUCCACGUCGGAACGCCACUUACAUCGUUGCGAGUUCAGAGAUAAACAUAGAGGGGGACGACACCAGUAAGGAGGUCUCAGCAUCUGAAGAUUUCCCUGACGACAUAAACGGUGACGACGUGGAUGACGACGACCUACACGGUGACGACGUGGAUGACGACGACCUACACGGUGACGACGGGGAUUACGAAGACUUGUACGAUGAAGAUCUGCACAGCAACGGAAAGGAUGUAGACCGCCACCUGAACGGGACGACUCAUCUCACCAAGAUCGGAGCGCCUGUAAACAGGAUGGGCGUGGCGGCCGUGCGCACACGCAAGAGGAAGCUCCGCCCGGUUCUUCCUGAGCCCAGGAGACGCUCCCAGGCGCUGGAGACGAACACAUCGAGAAGCGUAGGGUCACCUCCGUCUAUCCGGCCACCAGCGCUGCCCCCGGCAGUGCCACAUGGAUUCUUUGGUCCGCCUGCAGUACCAGGGUUGGACAUAAAGCCUCCUGCACCACCAGUCUUGCCACCCUCCACACCCACACCUUCACUUAUGGGCAGCUUUGGUCCACCAGCCAUCCCACCACCCAUCAGUUCUCCAUCACCCCCACCUGGGGCUGACCAAGCACAGGUAACAGAUAUUAAGUGUAUGAAGACUGGCUCUACUAGUUCUUUCAUGGCGGUAUUGUCACUGCCUCUGGGAUACAAUGCUAUCCCAGUCUUCGAGGACAGACCUACCAUCGACCCCACCAUCAACACCGCCUGCAGGAUGAUCCCCACACAACUCACUAAUGACAUGUUCCAACUCAUUGUCUCGGACCUAGAGCGAUGUGGAGUGAGGGAGUGUCGACAACCCAAUGGCGAGACUUGGCUGUGUCUACAACUACGGUUCCCUCUGGUGAACGGACUUAAACUGCCUGAGGACGAGAUUAUUCAGAUCCGGUGUCGGCCACAGGACAAGGUUGCUCAGGAUACCCACGUCUUGAGGGUAGCCACUGCCAAGUACGCCGCUAAAGAGGCAAUAAAUGGAGUGUUGUCCACGUCACUGUUUGAAGGAGGUCAACAGGAGUUCCAGUGUGAGAUCGGUCUCUUCAGGAAGCUCCCAGGAACUGACCUGUUUGCAUCAAUAGUGACCCCAGAGGUGGAGCUUGACCUCGGGGAGGAGGUGCAGCUUCGCUCUAUCGUCAGAGCUGGUGAUGGUUGGCAGUACAGUCGCAUCACAACAAUCAUCAUCCAGAAGGUGGGGGCCCCGCGCGCUCGGUCUAUACUCAACGCUGCUGACCUUGUCUUCGCUGAUGGCUGCCGCAAUCCUUCAUAUAAGGUAAUUGCUCGUCAUCACCCAAAGAGGGACUCGCGCAAUCCAUUGAUCAACAACUUCACCUUUAGAAUGUUCAUGUUCCAAGACAUGGAAGUUGGUGACACUCUUAUGAUCACUGCUAAUGUCAUCGGCUGUGUUGAUGCUGAAGAUUGUGCACCAACAAACUGUGGACCAGGGGAUGAUGAUCUUCUGGGAUUUGGUAAAAGGAAAAAGCGUGCACUGAGUGAGGUGAGCUUCACUACAGUUGUGCCUUCAAGUAUACUUCCCUCCUUGGGCCCUCCCUACCCUCCCCCUGUCAUUACCUCUACCUCCACAGUGCCAUCAACAUCCAUCAGCCAUUCCCAGAGACGCCAUGAGAAUACUACCAACUGGGAGAGGAACUUGACUGUCAAAGUCAAAAUUCCUAAUGAGGUCCAACAGGAGUCCAUUGAAGCUCAAGAGUGUCGUCUUUACUUAUUCAUCACCUUGGGAGUGGCUGCAGUUUUCUGUUUUGCAUCCAUUAUCUUCGUGGUUUUUAUUCUGUUACGUGGCAGUACAAAGGAGGCAUCCACAGCCACUCCUGUAGCAUCGACAAGAGGACAGUCAGGACCAAUAUCACCUUUAUCACCAGAGUCAACAUACUCAAGCUCCCUCUCAACAGAAGGCUCGUUAACUAGUAUUUGUAGUUCUCCUUUAUCAAAUUUUCCUGUUCCUCCUACAGUCAGACAUAGAAAACGUCAAGUUAAUGCUGAACUUUUGAAAGUUUUUGACACUGAACAUCAAUUUCCCUAUGGUAGUUAUUAUCCCGGAAUGUUAAACUACUAUGGCUACAUGGUGGUACCUCGCAGAUCAAGAGAAAGAUUUAGUGAGAAAAAGUCCCUUCGAGCACUUAAGAGAGAGCAAAAGAGACAUUUGGAUGAAGCAGACUUCUUGUGUCAUUGUAGCAAUAAGCAAUGUGGUAAUAAUGAAGACUCCACAACAGAUAAUCACAAAUCAAUCAUCAGAAUAUCAACUUCAGGAUCUGACACUGGAUCAUCCUCUCUCAUCCGCCCUCCAAAACCUGUACCAAGAAUGCAAAAAAAUAACAAUGAAAAUCUCUACAGUGAAAUUCCCCUAAGUAGUAUACCAACCAUGGUCUAAGAAAGUGUACUACAGUUUUAAUGCCAAAAACUUGUACAUGUAUAUAUGAUGUGGCUUUAGGGAACAUUUUGUAGUUGUAUUCAUAGAUUAGACUAAAACUAGAAAUAUGAAAAAUCUUACCCUGCAGGGUCUUCCAAAAUACCUCACAGGUACAGUAACUCAGUAAUCAGAUUUACAGUACCAGAUUUGGGAAAGUGUAACCAAUUCUGCAAAUUAUAUAAGAGUAGAACAGUGUGACCCCUAGCUGUGCUUGGGGACCUGCAGGUAUUGAAUAGCAUCACUGGACAAAAUACUGUGCUCUCAAGAACAUGAUGGAGCACUGCAAUAAGUAGGUUCUUCUCAAAUCACCCUUCAGUGACUGUGUUGCAAAUUUUUAAUUUAAAACACAUUCCUGAAAACAAUACUACUGAAAAACUAUGGCUUUAAAAAUUCUGCCCCCUCAAGGGAUGUUCUUUAAAUGUCAGUGAGGGGCUCUCAGUCCAAGGAAUUGAAUCCAGCUGCACCUUCCUAGGAUUGAACCAAAUUGCCUAUUUUCUGCAGGUGCUGUAUGACUCCUAUGGAUUUAGCCCUUCCUGCCCCCUCUCCCCAAGAAUGUAAUUCUGCAAUUUAGAAUUUUGAUUUUUCAUAAGUAAGAACUUACUAUGAAAACUGUUCGUGAAAGAAAUAAGCUUUAAACGGGUAAAGUUCAUAAUACAGCAUCUACAGUAGCUUUAAGUAAUUUGUAAAUCAGAGUUAAAAAUAUUUGAUAUUUUUUCAAACUGAUUUUUUAUACAGAAUAUGUAGGCAAGUGGUAAAAAUAAAGACGAUCCAGUGAAAUCAUUCAUGGUAGUGCUCCACCCAGUGGGCCUUAGAGUACAUAGCACAGUGAGAAAAAUUACAGCUGAUAUAGGGUAUCUGGUAUGGGUAGUCAGCUAUUCAUAUGCCAAGUAGAGCAUUGCUGGAGGCCUACUAGUCCAUGCUGGGUUUCCUUUUUUUAAAGACUUGCUAUGGGAGUCAGAGUAAUGUAUCACAAUUUUGUUUUAUGAUGCUAGUUUGAGAGGACUCAAAACACCUGCAUUUAAUUCUGUCAUUUUUCUUUAAAUAAUAGUGAUAAUUGUGUUCUGGUGCUGUAUACAAGUCAUCGUCCCCUCUACAGGCACACUUGUGUUCCUGUAUGAGCAGUUUCUCCAAUAUAAACCUGGCCACAUCUACCACAGAGAAUGCAUCCUUAGGGUUCUGUGUAAGGUGUGGUAGUCCUUGUGAGGUCUAAUGGGUUUUGUAGUAUUCACAGUAAUGUUGAGUUGGAUUUAUAUAGUAUAGGGGCCAGUGUGUUGGCUGUGGCACUGAUAGACAAUAUAUGUUUUUGAUCAACAUAGGUAUAAGCUUUUGGCACUAAGGUUUAUCAUAUCUGCAUAUCAUAUCACAUUGUGAGGGAAUUUUAAGUUGCAUUUAUUUGCUUAGUAAUCCUGAUCAUCCUGAGGUAAGUUGUCUUUGUAGAUUCUAAACACCCAUAGGAAAAAUUCAGUUAACACUCCUUGGUUUUAAUGGUGGAUAGAAACAAAUUAAGUCAUCUUUAUUAUUAGGCUUGCAGUAUGUUUUGGUAUAUCCUUUUGCCUAGUGAGGUGAACAUACAAAAAAAGGCAGUGCAUCAUUAACUACUUCCUGCAGGCAACUUGUACACCGAGUGAUGUCAAGUAAUAAUGUUGGAAAAAGGUUUUACAAUUACCUCCCCAUGAUACACACAAAGUAGAUGGGAUAUGCCUUAAUGCCAAGAGCCUGAACAACUGUAAAUAAAUAUAUAUACUGUAUUGUGUACCAGCACUUUAGCCAACGCAGUGACCUCUGUACUAUGCAAAUCCAACAUCAGAGUAGAUGUGGUUACAACCCAUACCCUCCAAGACAUCACAAGGACUGCCACACCCUUUGCAGAACUCAAGAAUGAAGUUGACAGCAUUCCCCUGUGGUGGCUUUAACAGAGUUUGCAUCAGAGAACUGUGUACACGAACACAGGCAAGACUGUAGUUUACACCACCACACGCCCAUUCCAGCAUCAUAGCAUAAGACAGUCAAGCUACCGUUUCAAGAAAACAAAUUGAAACUUAGAUGCUUAGUCGUCUAUGAUGAAACUAACACUAUAAAACAAAAUUGUGAUAUGUUCACAUUGGUAAUUUGCAUCAUAUACAUCUAGGAAAAGGAAACCCAGUGUGGGCCAGUAGGUCUCUUGAAUGCACUAUUUGGCAUAUGUACCUGACUACCCACUCCAGAUGCCCUGUACAAGCUGUAAUUUUCUGACUGCUAUGCACUUGGUAAAGUGCACUCAUGGGUGUAACAUUGCAUGUAGUACUGUACUACUAAACUUGUCACUGUAUUGUCUCUACUGUUUCAGUGUAACUUCAUAAGUGUGUAACUAAAAUGUAAUUUUUAAUAGUGUUUUCUACCAAAAUUAUAUUUUCACCUAGCAUGGCUUCACCCCCCACUACUCAUCAAACACUUGUCUGAUAUUUUUUAACAAACAACUUCAGUACCCUAAGUUUUAUUAAUACAAUAAUGUAUAAUAUAAGAAAUUAUAAUACAAUAAACUGAUCACAUCCAAGAACUGGUAUACAGUGGAACCUCUACUUGCAAGUUUAAUCCAUUCCAUGGCCUUGCUCACAACUGGAUUUGCUCAUUUGCAGUAAAUUUUCCUUAUUUAAAUUAAUUGAAAUGCAAUUAAGCCGUUCCAGUGGAAUUCUGUACUUCAAUAAUUUCGCUAAUAUCAACUCUAUGGCUUAUUUAUCUAUCACUGUUCAUCUAAUAUGACAUAAACAAUAAAAAUAACAUAGAAACCUGAUAUAUACUCUAGAAUGAAUAAAAUGUGGCAUUAUAUAUGUGGCAGCGGCAGCGGCCGACGAGUUUGGACACAGGACAAAAUACUCCUUCAAUAUUUCGUUAACAACUCUAUGGCUUAUUUAUCUAUCACUGUUCAUCUAAUAUGAAAUAAUAAACAAUAUAAAUAACAUAGAAACCUGAUGUAUACUCCAGAAUGCGUAAAAUGUCUUUGUAAUAGGUGGAGGCGGCCACAACCGCCCCCCUUUGUUGUGGUAAACACUGCCAUCUAGCGACGGCCUUUUGAAGUAGUCUAUCAUUAUAAUUAUGUAAUACAUUAUUAUUAUAUAUGUAUUAUUAUUAUUAUACGUAUUACAGUGGACCCCCUCAUAACGAUCACCUCCGAAUGCGACAAAUUAUGUAAGUGUAUUUAUGUAAGUGCGUUUGUACGUGUAUGUUUGGGGGUCUGAAAUGGACUAAUCUACUUCACAAUAUUCCUUAUGGGAACAAAUUCGGUCAGUACUGGCACCUGAACAUACUUCUGGAGUGAAAAAAUAUCAUUAACCGGGGGUCCACUGUAUAUUAUUAUUUUUGUACACUAUUAUAUUAUACUACUAUUAUUAUACAUAUGUUUAUUAUUAUUAUUACGUUAAGCAUCUUUCCAUCAUACAUUGCCCAAGUUUCAAUAAGAUAGUCUAACAAACAAAUAAGAUACAAUUCCCUAGAUCAAGAGGUGUGCUCACUUAUGGAAAUUUUGCUCGCAUAUGGAAGCAAAAAAUUGACAAAUCGACUGCUCGUAUUUGGAAAAAACUCGCAUGUGGAUGCGCUCACAAGUAGAGGUUACACUGUAUGGCAAAACCUUUAAUUAACAGACAAGUAAGAAAGAGAGGGUAUCCAGUAAAACCAACUGUCCUGUAAAUAAACAGUGAUAUUUUUGAAUGAUGAGAACAGUAAUUAGCAUUUCUGUAGACUGUCCAUUAAAUCUGAAAUCAAUUUACCUGAUGGACUAGACACUGUUUCUUGUUCAGAUGAAUUUUAUCAGAAGCUUCACUGCAUUUACAUAUUACAUGUGGGAAGAAUAAAAACAUAGGUCUACUGGCCCAAAUAAGACAGUACAACUUGAGUAGGUCUACUGGCUAGUGAGGUAAGGUCUAGUUACACUCAAAUACUGUAAAUCCUGUGCAACAGUGGAGAGGAGGUUGUAUGAUGAGCCAAAAGUCCAUUACAUCAAAAUUUUUAAAUUGAUUUUUCAUGACUAACAAACAUUCAACACAGCAGAAUUGGUCUGUUGUAAAGGAAGCCUACCAGACACUUGCUACCACUGACACAACAGCAGGCAGUGGAUGUGGUCCAUUAUACUAAAUUAGUGCAAUCAAAUAUUUUGUAGUAUCUGAAAUACAUUACAUAGGGACUGCUAUAUUAAAGGGUUUACCAUAUUAAUUAAUUUGUAAAACUUAUAGGUCUUUGCUUUAUUAUUAUAACUAAGCACUAAACCCACAAGGGUCAUACAGCACUGAGGUAUUUGCUUUAACAAUGCAGUUUAUUACUCGUGUUGCCAAACCAAUAUACAGUGGACCCCCGGUUUGCGAAGUCAUCGGUACCCGAUAAAUCCGGUAUCCGAAGCAUUAUAUCGCAAAAAAUUUGCCUCGGUUCACGUUACAAUACCCAGUACACGAUACGAUUCGUACGAGACGUGUCCACGUGUGGCCUGAACUGCCCCAUGUGUGCCAGUGUUUACAAGCCAGCCAGUGCGCGCGCAUCUAAGGAUACAUUCGGUACAUUCCAUAUUAUCCAUAUUAUCACUGUUUUUGGUGCUUGUUUCUGCAAAGUAAGUCACCAUUGGCCCCAAGAAAGCUUCUAGUGCCAACCCAUUGAGACCAAGGGUGCUAAUGACUAUUGAAAUGAAGAAAGAGAUAAUUGCAAAGUAUGAAAGUGAAGUGCGUGUGUCGGACCUGGCCAAGUUGUAUAGUAAAUCCCAAUCAACCAUCUCUACUAUAGUGAGCAGGAAAAUGGCAAUCAAGGAAGCUGUUCUUGCAAAAGGUGCAACUGUGAUUACAAAACAGCGAUCGCAAGUGUUAGAAAACGUUGAGAGACUGUUAUUUGUGUGGAUAAAUGAAAAACAGACAGCUGGAGAUAGCAUCUCUCAAGCGAUCAUUUGUGAAAAGGCUAGGCAGUUGCAUGAGGAUUUAAUUAGAAAAAUGCCUGCAAACUAGUGGUGAUGUGAGUGAAUUUAAGGCCAGCAAAGGUUGGUUUGAAAGAUUUAAGAAUCGUAGUGGCAUACAUAGUGUGAUUAGGCAUGGUAAGGCUGCCAGUUAUGUUGUGCGACAGAAGUCCAGUGACUCUCAAGCUGGUCCUAGUGGCAUUAAAAGAAGAAGGGAAGUAACCCCAGAAAAGGACUUGCUACCUGAAGUCCUAAUGGAGGGGGAUUCCCCUUCUAAACAUUAAAAACUUCGACACUCUCCCCUCCUCCCAUCCCAUCAAUCAUCACCAGAUCUUUAUUAAAGGUAAGUGUCAAUUAUUCUAUUGUGAUUAUUCUAUUGCAUUAAACUUAAUAUUUCAUGUGGUAAGUUUUUUUUUUCAUACUUUUGGGUGUCUUGCACGGAUUAAUUUGAUUUCCAUUAUUUCUUAUGGGGAAAAUUGAUUCGCUUUCCGAUAAUUUUGCUUUACGAUGAGCUCUCAGGAACGGAUUAAUAACGUGAACCGGGGGUCCACUGUAAUAUAUAAAAUGUGUACCAUAACUACACACAAGUUCUUGAAUUAUCUAUGAAGAAAUUACUGAAGUUGUUUAAGAACUCCACAUUAGUUUCUCAGGACAGAUUUACUGGUUAUGAUCAAAAUGUUUCGAGACUGCUUUUCAUUACAGUACAUGAAUACUAAGGGCUACUUAAGUAAAAUAUUGUACAUUUGAGAACAUGUUUGGUGCCUGUGUAGAAUGUGAGAUAGUGCUACUAUUACUGUAGUCUUAUUACCUAUUUGUAGCUACAGGAUCAGAGUCAAGUUUGUGAUAUCUUGUCUUUGGAACCUCUAUUUGUUCAUUUCAUAAUUGGGGUCUUGGUACACUAUAAUUUUCCCUGUCAAAUAGUAACUCAAAGGUUUUCUUUUUGCAUGUCAAAGAAGCAAUGAGAAACUCUGAUGUUCUGAAAUAAACUGGAGUCAACAGGCUCUCAGAAAUGACUAUUUUAUGCAGCACUUGAAAUGUGUGAUACCAUCUAGUGAGUCAAUUCAAGAUACAAUAUGCUUAUGUUAAAAUAAUGCCUCUUAUUUUUGCAAUCCAGUCUUCAUAAGUGUCAGCCUGUUGCCUUAUAAGCUGUGAUAAUGUAAAGUAAGGCAAUGCAUUGAUCUGAAAGUAUUUGGUCUCGAAAUUUUUUAAUCAUUGAGUAUUUAUAAAAUAUGAUAAGGAUAUAUUUUUUCUCUUCAUUAAUUUGUAAGCAGAUCAUUUUAUUGUAAACAUUAUGCAAAGUCACCAUUACAUAAGAUGUUUAAAAGAUAAUCCUCACAGGGCACUCCACCCAUGGCAUGCAGCAGAACUGGUACCUUCCCCACUUAAUGAAACUGUUUUGUACUUGUGGAGACAUUGGACACCAUCCAGUGGUGCAGGCAUAUGUUUUAAGUGUUUAGGUGCACCAGAUCUGGUCAUUCUUUCAUAUUACUUGAGGUCUCUCCUUCCUAUAGGGGUCGUAUCACCCCUCACUGUCCAACUGCUACUUAACCUUGGUCUCCCAUUGUUUGGAUGCAUGACAUGCAUAUGGUUUAAUGUUGGGUGCCAGAUGAAAAUAGUGGGGUUCUCUAAAUUACCUAGAGUGGGUCUCUGGAGGUGUGAAAUGUCAUAGUUAAAAAAAAAACUGCCUAAACCAUUCUUGCAUUCUAUGUACAUUCUUCUUGGUGCAAAUGAAUGGGUUUUUCACCAGUAUUGGUGGAGGGGAGCUGGUAGAGGGGCCACCUGCUUCUCAGGGCAGCAUUUUUAACCAGGUUUUCCAGUGUUCUGUUCUUUUCAUAAUUUAUAGACUGUUGCCCCAAAGUAGGAUCACUCAGCCCCACCAUGAUUAUAUGCACCAACAUAUCACCAGAGGCAACUAAAUUCACAAUCUAAUGCACUCUGUUGGCAUCUAUUCACAAAAGUCUUGAAAGCAAGGCUUGACAUUUAAAAAUAUUCAUUUUCAGGGAAGGACGCUGGGUGCCCUGAGGCAGAUCAGUACUACUACUACUGCUGUUGUACACCAGUAAGUGCUAACUGGGUUAUUAGGCUCACUAUGAGGUCUUACUGUUGCUGGGAACAUCUUAUUAAAGCUGCAGGGUGAGAGCUCAAGUUACUGAUGUCACUUAGCCAGCAUCUUGCAGGCCCUCUUCCUGUUUUGAAUCUGCCACAUCCUAUUCGUGCAUGGUAGUCUGAGGGAAGAAUAAACACAGCCAAAGUAGACACCAUUAGUCACACGUCUAAAAUAUAGAGAGCAAGGCUAGCUAGGCACCUGCCAGUGUUGUUCAAGUUUUAAUAUAGUGCUUGGUGAGAUUAUCCAGUUAAAACAUGACAAUUUGUUUACAGCUGUUAUAUAAGUGUACAGAUUAUAUAAGGGUGACAUUGUAUAUUUCAUAUUUAUUGUAGAUGCAAGUAUCGACUUUUAAUGUUAUUACUUGUUAGUCAACUUAUGAUCCAAUAAAAUACUUUUUCACAUGUGAAAUUUUAUUGGCUGCAUUUAAACAGUUUAUUAAUAAUACAAAAUACUUGUAAGUUACCUGCAAAUAUUUCCACCAUAAUUGAAGUGGAUCAAGUGGAUUUUAUCACUUGCCCAGUCUGAGACUGACAGUACAUGACAUACUACGUACUUAAAAGUGGGUUACAUUCUGUGCCUUAUGACCACUUGAACUGGUAUAUCCUGUUCCUGCCACCACUAAAACCAGUGCAACAUCUUGCCUUACAGCAUGAAACCUAGCAAUACAUAUCCAUUAAUUCAUAGUAAAAAAAUAUUUUUCUUUGUCAUAUUUAUGCUACUC
Messenger RNA from Cherax quadricarinatus, 10519 nucleotides. RefSeq lists its product as uncharacterized. Lineage: Eukaryota; Metazoa; Arthropoda; Malacostraca; Decapoda; Parastacidae. The record is from RefSeq and is a predicted model, not a curated record.